GCCCCCGGUCAAAGGCCACGCCGGCCCGGAGCCGGGAACCCGACACCGGCCUGUGUUAGGCCCCUGGGUUCCGGAAGCGCGUGUGGGCACUUCAGGACAGCCACGUAGUAGCCCAGGGCGCUCCGUGUCCCCCGAGAGGGGCCCGCCCAGGUUGCCGUUGCGCCUGCGGGGGGGAAGUCGGGAUCCGCCCCAGGACGUCUUUCCAGUCACAGCCCCUUUCAGAAGUGAUGCCACCUAGAAAAAAUGAGAAAUAUAAACUUCCUAUUGCACUUCCAGAAGGCAAGAUUUUAGAUGAUACAGAAGGAAAACAAUGGGUACUGGGCAAGAUGAUUGGCUCUGGAGGAUUUGGAUUGAUAUAUUUAGCUUUCCCUAUAAAUAAAACAGAUAAAGAUUCAAGACAUGUAAUAAAAGUGGAAUAUCAAGAAAAUGGCCCGUUAUUUUCAGAACUUAAAUUUUAUCAGAGAGCUGCAAAAAAAGACUAUAUCAAAAAGUGGAUAGAACUCAAACAACUUGAUUAUUUAGGAAUUCCUCUAUUUUAUGGGUCUGGUCUGACUGAAUACAAGGGAAGAAGUUACAGAUUUAUGGUAAUGGAAAGACUAGGAAUGGAUUUGCAGAAGAUCUCAGACAAGAAUGGUACUUUUAAAAAGUCAACAGUCCUGCAGCUAGGUAUCCGAAUGUUGGAUGUACUAGAAUAUAUACAUGAAAAUGAAUAUGUUCAUGGUGAUAUAAAAGCAGCAAAUCUACUUUUGGGUUAUGAGAACCCAGAUCGGGUUUAUCUUGCGGAUUAUGGACUUUCUUACAGAUAUUGUCCUAAUGGGAACCACAAACAGUAUCAGGAAAAUCCUAGAAAAGGCCAUAAUGGGACAAUAGAGUUUACCAGCUUGGAUGCCCACAAGGGAGUAGGCCUGUCCAGACGAAGUGACGUUGAAAUCCUUGGCUACUGCAUGCUGCGUUGGUUAUGUGGGAAACUUCCCUGGGAACAGAACCUGAAGGACCCUGUAGCUGUCCAAACUGCUAAAACAAAUCUGUUGGAUGAGCUGCCUGAAUCAGUGCUUAAAUGGGCUCCUAAUGGAAGCAGUUGCUGUGAAUUAGCCCAAUUUUUGGCAUGUGUUUAUAGUUUAGCAUAUGAUGAAAAGCCAAACUAUCAAAUGCUCAAGAAAAUUCUGAACCCAGGUGGAAUACCUUUAGGACCAUUGGAAUUUUCCACUGAAGGACAGAGCAUACCUGUGCGAACUCCAAACAGUGUAAAAGUUGAGUCACGGAAGGCUGCAACAAAGCAAGUCAAUCAGAUGCGAAACAGGUUAAUAGAAAAAACAGCCCACAGUGAGAGAAGUGCUGAGUCCCUGGCAGCACGGAGAAAAGUGCAGGAAGAAGAGCAGCUGAUUGGAUGGGCAGAGACUGAAGCAGCUCAGACUGUUACCAUGGUGGGUGACACUGAUUCGUGUUGAACUUGUCUUACAUUCCUCAAAUCAACCCCGCUUGGUCAUGAUGCAUUAUUCUAUAUAUUGCUAGAUUCAAUUUGCUAGUAUUAUAGUGAGGAUUUUUGUUUAUGUGUUCAAAAGAGCUACUGUCUAUAGUUUUCUUUUUAUUCUACUGUCUACGCUGGUUUUGGUAUCUGGAAUGCCUGCUCCAUAAAAUGAGUUGAGAAGCCUUCCUCCUCUUAAUUUCUGGAAGAGAAUAUAGAACUGGGGAUAUUUCUAUUUAAGUGUUUUGUAGAAUUCUGCAGUGAAACUAUUUGAACAUGGAGAUUUCUUUAAAUACGAAUUCAGUUUCUUACCAAAACUAUUCAGAUUAUUUGUUUCAAGAAUGAGCAAACUUUUCUAUAGAGAGACAGAUAUUAAAAGUUUAGAUUUUCCAGGUCAUAUAUAACUCUUAUAUUGUAAAGUAUCUAUACACAACAUGAAUCCAUGAGUACAGCUAACUUCCAGCAAAGUUUUAUUAACACUGAAAUUUGAAUUGUCUAUAAUUUCAUUUCUCACAAAUUAUUUUUCCAACCAUUUAAAAAUGUAAAAACCAUUCUUAGUUGACGGGCUCUACAUAAACAAGGGGUAGGGUGGAUUUAAUCCAUGGGCCAAUUUAUCAACCCCUGAUCUAUUUCCUCUUAAAGUCUGUUUCGGUAAUUUGUAAUUUUCUAGCAAUUGGUCUAAUUCACCUAAACUGUCAGAUAUUUGUUGGUAGAAUUGUUCAUCGUAUUCCCUUAAAUGUCUGUGAGGUCUGUAGUGAUAGUUGGUAUUUAUUUUAUCCCUGUCAGUCUUGCCUAGAAAUUUACCAAUUUUAUUGGGUGUUUCAAGAACCAGCUUCUGGUUGGUUGAUUCUUCUGUAUUUUUUUUGUUGUUGUUGUCAAUUACAUUGACUUAUGCUCUGAUUUUCUUUCCUUUCUGUAGCUGCGUAUAUUAUAUAUUUAUGGGGUACAAGAUGUUUGAUAUGUUUACAUUAUGGAUUACAUCACAAACGAACAAUCUACCACCUUGCAUACUUGUUUCUUUUUCUAGUUUCUUGAGAUGGAAACUUAGAUGAUCAAAUUGAGACUUUUUUUUUCAUCUAUUUUUAAAAAUGUUUUUGAUAGAUUUUUGUUGUA
Molecule: messenger RNA, 2578 nt
Organism: Tupaia belangeri chinensis (Chinese tree shrew)
Lineage: Eukaryota; Metazoa; Chordata; Mammalia; Scandentia; Tupaiidae
Gene: VRK2
Product: VRK serine/threonine kinase 2
Exons: 14
Coding region: 228-1448 (406 amino acids)
Biological process (GO): protein phosphorylation
Molecular function (GO): ATP binding; protein kinase activity
Source: RefSeq, a predicted model, not a curated record